UGUCGCGUCCAAUCAGCUAGCGGCUUUUCAAUCCUAUAAUUUUGGCGGCGGUCGGAAGAUGGCGGAAAAUUUGAAAGCUUGUAGGGUAGCAUGCAUCGCUACUGCAGAGCAGCUGGAGGUGAUCUGUCGAGAGCAGAGGGUGAAGUGCGGAGAGCUGGGCAUCAACAAGAACAACCUGUGCGAUUAUGAGGUGGAAUAUCUCUGUGACUACAAAAAAAAAGUCAUCAACGAUGGGAAGACACAAAUAGUACAGGAGUUAUACUUGGUAAAAUGGAAGGGCUACCCCGAGUCCAGCAACACAUGGGAACCACGAAAGAACCUGAAGUGCAUAGAUCUCCUCAACCAGUUUUGGGAGGACCUGAAUGCAGAGAUGCAGAGACAGAAGAAGCGCGCUGCCCCUCGCCACCUAGACCCCGCCACUGUGUCACAGAUCAUCCAGCGGGCCAAACACAGACAGAUCCUGAAACGCUGGGAGACGCACCUCAACAGCCUGGGCACCCACAAGGGCCACAUCUACGUCUGGAACCAGGUCGACCUGGAAGGCCCGCCUAAGAACUUCACCUACAUAAAUGACUAUAAAGUGGGCGAUGGGAUCUCGCUGAAUGAGGUAUCCGUGGGCUGCGAAUGCACGGACUGCUUGGACAACCCUGUGGAGGGAUGCUGUGCCGGCGCGUCGCAGCACAAGUUUGCCUACAAUGAGUUAGGUCAGGUCCGCAUUCGGCCCGGGUUGCCGAUAUACGAAUGCAACAAGCGCUGCCGCUGCACGAUCGAUUGCUGCAACAGAGUGGUGCAGAAGGGAAUUCGGUAUUCCCUCUGCAUUUUUAGGACUGACAAUGGAAGAGGAUGGGGGGUAAAGACCAUGGAGCGCAUCCGGAAGAACACUUUCGUUAUGGAGUAUGUCGGCGAGAUCAUUACAACAGAAGAAGCCGAACGCAGAGGACACAUAUACGAUAGAGAAGGCGCAACCUAUCUUUUUGACCUGGAUUACGUUGACGACGAGUACACUGUGGAUGCUGCACACUAUGGAAACAUCUCUCACUUCGUCAAUCACAGUUGCGACCCCAACCUCCAGGUAUAUAAUGUGUUCAUUGAUAACCUGGACGAGCGGCUGCCACGGAUAGCUUUCUUUGCUACACGUGGGAUAAAGGCAGGAGAGGAACUCACGUUUGACUACAAAAUGAAAAUUGAUCCUGUAGAUGCCGAGAGCACAAAGAUGGAUUCUAAUUUCAGUCUGACGGGCCUCCCAGGUUCUCCUAAAAAACGCAUGCGUGUAGAGUGCAAAUGCGGGGUACCGACAUGUCGAAAGUACCUCUUUUAGAGGAAGUCACUGCUAAAUAGGAAAUGAAAGAAGAUCACGUGAAAGCAUCCCCAGUGUGGAAUCUUUUGGGAGCUGUUUUGAAAUGCUUCCUUGAAUUUUUAAAAUAUAUUUAAGUGUUUUUUUUUUCAUUUCCCAAACAUCAACCUCAACAUUUUCUGUAGGAUUGUUGUCCUCCAUUUUUAAAUAGUGUAUAAAAUGUAGCAUUACUUUUUCAAUUUGUCAGUUAGAAAUGUAAGUAAAAAAAAAUGAAAUAUAUUUUCAGCAAUUGUUUUAAACCCAUAUUUUAAUUCAUAUUAAGCUUUGACUCCAUGGAAUUCUUUUUUUUAAACGUUUAAAAUGCUUUAUCUCUAUGAAUAGAAGGGAUUAUCUGUUUACUUUUUCCUUUUGUAGUCUUAUUUCUUGCCCUGGUUUUUUAGUAAAUAUCUUUGGGCCGGUGUAAAAUAUCCAAAUUCUACAGUGUCCUUUUAUAAUUCUUUUUUCUUGACCUAAAAUGUCCACUAGGGGGCAAAAUAUUAUUAUUAAUGAACAGGGGGAGUUUGUUAGAAUGAAGAAGGUGGACCUACAUGAAAUGUUGCCUUUAUGAAUACAAAAUGCUAUCUUUUUUUUGUGUGUGUGUGUAUAUAGUCUAACAAAAUAUUCAUACUGUCAAACUGGUCUUUCAGUGACUAUUUGAGCGCUGAAUUUAACAGAUGCAUAAAUGAAUGCAAGUUCUUAAGUUUGGUUAUUUCACAGGUCUGACAACUAUUCAGGGCUGUGGUUCUCAAAAGCAUAGUCGGCCUAUUGUUGAUAGCAGUUCAAACAUUAUUUCUACUUGUGCUUACCGUGCUUUUGGGAAUCACAGCUCAGGUGGUUUUCAGAAGUGGACAAUGAAGCUGGAACGUGUGUGAGGUGGUACAUAAAUUCUGGAUUUAACAGUUUCUCAAAUUAAAACAAUUCAGAAUUAUAUAACUAUCGUUCAACCAAAUCUGUGCAUAUGUACAUAUUUAAAGACUACCACUUGUUAUUUUUAUUGGGUUUUGCAUUGAAAAAAAUAAAUCAAGAUGCUUUGUCAGACCUCUCAUUUCUCACACUCAUGAAUGUGCAACAAACUAUGUUCUUGUAUAUUCAAUUUUAUCAUGAGUUCCACUGCUCUGUGAAAAUAACCAUUUAAUGCCAAAGUUUAACUGAUUUGAGUUUGGAUAAUUUCACAUUUUUGUUGACAUUAACAUUAACAAGCUUGAUCAUUUAUGAGAAGGGCUGUACACAAAAAAAAAAGCUGUGAAAUAAAGAGAUCCGUUUUUAUCAGUUACAAACUUUUUUUAUUUCUACUUUGACAUUGACAAAAUACAGGUAAAUAUUUCAUUAUUUAGCACAGAUUGUGUUCACAACUUUGUUUGCACAUUUAUUCAGUGAGACGACAAAGUAGUAAAAUACGACCUGAUAUCUUUUGUGUCAGGUUUUGGAAAUCAAGGGUCAAAUAUUUCUUAAAAGGAACCGUUAUAUCCUGCUUACAAUGGUGUUCAGUCACCCAGUAACCUGAUGCUGUGACUUCAGUGCAAUGUGUGACCUUUUGGGGUAUCAGAGGCUUGGGGCACGCUUUUAAAGAU
Messenger RNA from Puntigrus tetrazona (Sumatra barb), 2904 nucleotides. RefSeq names its product SUV39H1 histone lysine methyltransferase b (gene suv39h1b). Gene Ontology annotation, cellular component: nucleus. Bases 59 to 1318 code for a protein of 419 amino acids. Lineage: Eukaryota; Metazoa; Chordata; Actinopteri; Cypriniformes; Cyprinidae. The transcript is spliced from 6 exons. The record is from RefSeq and is a predicted model, not a curated record. Gene Ontology annotation, molecular function: zinc ion binding; protein binding; histone H3K9 methyltransferase activity.